AUGGCGAAACAUCACCCCGACCUGAUCAUGUGCCGCAAGCAGCCGGGCAUCGCCAUAGGCCGGCUGUGCGAGAAGUGCGACGGCAAGUGCCCCAUCUGCGACAGCUAUGUGCGGCCAGCAACGCUGGUGCGCGUCUGUGAUGAGUGCAACUACGGCUCGUACGCGGGGCGCUGCGUCAUCUGCGGCGGCAUCGGUGUGUCGGACGCAUACUACUGCAAGGAGUGCACGAUCUGUGAGAAGGACCGUGACGGCUGCCCCAAGAUCAUCAACCUGGGCAGUGCCAAAACAGACCUGUUUUAUGAACGAAAAAAAUACGGCUUCAAAAAGAGAGUCUAG
Messenger RNA from Chlorella variabilis, 336 nucleotides. RefSeq lists its product as hypothetical. The transcript has 4 exons. Gene Ontology annotation, biological process: mRNA splicing, via spliceosome. Lineage: Eukaryota; Viridiplantae; Chlorophyta; Trebouxiophyceae; Chlorellales; Chlorellaceae. Gene Ontology annotation, cellular component: precatalytic spliceosome; U2 snRNP; U12-type spliceosomal complex. The coding region runs from base 1 to 336 and encodes 111 amino acids. The record is from RefSeq and is a predicted model, not a curated record.